AAUGAAAACAUGAGAAAUGUAACUAAAAUGAUACAAAAAUAAUAAAAUAAAUAAGGUAAUCAAUGGACACUAACUUGAAAUUGGUAAAAGUAAAAUAAAAAUAUACGGGUGGGUUUUAAUAUUUUACGCAUUAUACAAAGUAAGAAUAAUCUUUAAAAAAGAAAAAGAAAUGGAGGUUGAAAGUAAUUCAAAAAAUUUAAAUAAAAAUUUCAAAAAAAAAUUAAAAAACAAAAAUUCAUCAAAAAUAAUCCCAACUUUCAUUUUUUUGCCUACAACAGGCAUUUCCGUUAACCCUCCGUUAGAAAAUUAAUGGCGACCCAAAACUGGCAAAUUUCAAUAAAGUUGGAAUUAUUAUGCAUCACAGUGAAAGGUGAGAUUAUUUUUGAAAGACCAGGUAAAGUUGGGAUUAUUUUGAGUAAUUUUUCCUAUUUUAAAAUCCCUACUCAAUCACGUAUUCAGCCCAUGAUCUCCACUAGCCACCUCAAUCUUCACAAAUCACUCCAAACUUCCUAUCCAACACUAAAAACCAAAAGAAAAAUAUAAUAAACAAAGAAAAGCUAUACUAUAUCACCAUCACCAUCUUCUCCUAUCAUUCACACACACAACACUCUCCUCUCCAUUCUCUCUCUGUCGACCAAAAACACAAGGAAAAGAAAAGAAAACUUCAACUCCAUAGUUGGUUCAAGAAGAAGAAGAAGAAGCAAGAAAACCAUCCAUAGUUUCUAAAUCAUGAGUUCCAAACGCAGCAUCAACUUCUACGGACAUCUGGAAGGUAUCGUAGAGAAGAUUCGGUGUUGGAAUAUUGAAGUUAAUGGGUUAACCCUCGGAACCGUUGUUCAUCGACAUAUCCGAAAUCCUGGACAGCAACUAUCCCUUGACUUCAGGUCUGAUUUACGCUAUCUUACAUACGUUAAAACGAAAUACUUUCUAUACGAAAGUUGUAGCCUUACAUCUUAGGAAUCCACAGAAUCAAACGGUUUGCAAUUCCGUGAAGAAACGAUGGAGAUAUGCCCAAAUUACCGCAGGCUGUCCAGUUGUGACGGAAAUGACAAAGUUGGCAAAUUUCAAUGUUGUUUCCACUUUCGCUCCUCUCUAAGGUUUAGGCCGAUGAUUUCCAGGAGAUAGGAGGCGGCACAUUCUAUCAGAGACGGUUAGGUUUAGUGAGAACUGGAACUCUGCUCUCGUCUACGGAGGAGACCGGACUGAAGGCUGAGCUCGACGGAGGAGACGGGACGGAAGACUGAGCUCUCGUCGACGGAGGAGAGAAACUGUGCCCACCAUCUGCGCUGCAUCUAACGCGAAGAUUCUAAUCUGACCUUUGCCGGACGGAUAUUGACGGCGGCCAUCGAACUGAAAAGGUAUGGCACACCCUCCCAAGAAGCAUAGAGGAUCUGCUAAGUGUGAGGCAUUAUAUAAGCGGAAGAAGGAAGGUCAUCCACCGAUACAACUGCAGUGGCGGCACAGGCGUCCUUUUGCUGGGCCACAUGUAGGAGUCUUCCCUUCCCUUGUUGGGUUUGAGGCGAGAAGCAGAGCUAGAAUUGACAUUACGACGUGGCCUUUGGUCCCAAAAGAUGUUAAGGACACGAUCCUAGCAGAGAUUCAAACUAUCUACGAAAUACCUAAGGAGGGCAUCAAUUACACUCUGAAAUUGGCGGGCGAGAGAUGGCGUGCAUUCAAAGUUAAGCUCCGUAAGGAUUAUUUAAAGCCGAGUGGGAAGAGGCUGGGUGAACAUCCCAAUUCUUAUUACAACUUUGUGACACGAGAACAUUGGGAGAACUUUAAAAAUUAUUAUACAUCUGACAACAUGAAGGCCAUUAGUGCAGCUAACACUGAGCGUCAACAGAAGAACGUGUAUCCACAUAACAUGGGCAGAGGUAGUUACAAGAUGUUAGAGCAGAAGAUAUUAUCUUCAAGUAGCACCACUACUACCAAAAACAGCUCAUCUGUCCCUCCUGACUUGUCGCGAGAGAAUAUGUGGUUAUUGGGUCGUACAAAGGACAAUCAGAUACCCAACCCUAAUGUUAGGGAAGUUGGCGAAAGGAUAGUGAAGUUGAAAGCUGAUGCUCAAGCAGGGACAUUCACGGCUGUUGGACAUGAUGACAUUCUCACUCGUGCACUCGGUACUUCUGAGCAUCCUGGCAGGACUAGAGGUGUCGGGUCACUCAUCGGGCUACGAAAUGUUUUUAAGGGGAAAAAGAAGUCUCAAAAGUCUGAUGGAAUGUUCAUGACGCAAGACGAGUUGGAGCAGUUCAGGAACUCUGUCCUUAAUGACGCGUUCACCAUGUACACGCAACGACUUCCCCAGCUUCUUCAGUCUCUUGGAGUUCAAGUGUCAGGCAGCAUUGAGAACAUUGCCAACAUUUCGCAACAAUUGCCCAUGUCUACACCACAGUUUCAGCAGAGCAGCAAGUCUGAUGGAAUGUUCAUGACGCAAGACGAGUUGGAGCAGUUCAGGAACUCUGUCCUUAAUGACGCGUUCACCAUGUACACGCAACGACUUCCCCAGCUUCUUCAGUCUCUUGGAGUUCAAGUGUCAGGCAGCAUUGAGAACAUUGCCAACAUUUCGCAACAAUUGCACAUGUCUAAACCACAGUUUCAGCAGAGCAGCAAGGCUUCAGUAGAUACUGACCCAUUUGUAGACCUUACUGAGAUGACUCGUUGCCACAUGAGUAUUACUAAGCCUAUUGAUGCCAUAGUGGCACGUGGAUCAGUAUUCCCGUGUUCUCCAGGAGUGUCCCUUCACAAUGCUCCCCUCCCAUACGACCAUGUCAAAGUAUCUGUGGAUGUGGUGCUUGAUGGUAUGGGGGACUAUCCUAUACCGACUCCGACGGAUGAGCACACCACUGUUUCUUCGACUUUGGGGAGCAUGUGUGCCUGGCCAAAAGCCUUGGUUCACCUUGGAGAUCCUCCAUUAGGGUCUCCUGUCCUACCUACCUUGAGGGGCAUGGGAUCUUCUACUAAAGGAUUCUCCCGUGUAUCAGCGUACUCGGAGGAUUCUCCCAACCUUAGUCAUCAUUUCUCGCAGCAACUCGACUCUCAUCAUUCAUUUAGUCAACAUUCCUCACAGCAGCCUCAUACUCAUACUGAGCCUCCCUCCCAGCGUGCCGUUGAACCCGGGCUCUAUGCGACUUUAGGUCCCAGGUGUAGGGAUUUGUGCCACUGGUUAACACGAAUAGAGGACCUCACAAACAUUGAGAUCUUGAUAGAACCUUGGGCACUAGGCUAUGCAGAGGAGAGGGUGUUCAGCAUUAAUCCUGAAAACAUCAAGGAGUUCUUGCGAUGGGAUAUGAUCGAUAAUAGCAUCGUCGAGAUCUUUAUGAGACACUUGUAUGGCUACAUGAGGACCCACGACAUUCAGAAUGUCGGGUUAGUGUGUCCGGACGAUCUCCAGCAUAUGGUAAAAAAUGGAAACCGUAAACCAGUGGAAAGGAUGUUGCUAGAUCAUAAAGAAAAAUCUUGGGUUCUUCUUCCAUUCUUCUGUGAGAGAACACAUCAUUAUACAUUGAUAGUAAUACGUUAUUAUGAAAAUAAAGUAGCUUGGAGGAUCCUUCGAGUACAGGGGAUGGGUUUUCUUAAACUGAAACCCACGUGGACUGAUGUCGGUAUCGUACCACAACAACCCGGUGGAACAGAGUGUGGGUAUUAUGUCAUGAGGUUUAUGUGGCUAAUCAUCAGUCUUUGUGCCCGUGAAUCCGUUCCAAUAGAAACGGUGUUCAACUCUUUUGAUCCGUAUACGAUUGAACAACUUGAAGAGUUACGAGAGAUGUGGGCAAACACCUUUCUAGAUGAGUUAGUGAAUUAGCCACUCUAUCCCUAGUGACAAACAAAUUUAGUUUAAUUUGGUAUACUUUUUAACCCGUUUUGUUAGUUGGACACAACUUUGUGUUGUAAGUUGUGUAGUAUGUUAAAUCCUUUUACAUUUUGGUGGAUGUAUACAAUGAAAUUUAAUUUGUCCU
This is a messenger RNA of Cuscuta campestris, 3956 nucleotides long. Lineage: Eukaryota; Viridiplantae; Streptophyta; Magnoliopsida; Solanales; Convolvulaceae. The record is from the annotation of a GenBank genome assembly.